Molecule: messenger RNA, 1118 nt
Organism: Phytophthora nicotianae INRA-310
Lineage: Eukaryota; Oomycota; Peronosporomycetes; Peronosporales; Peronosporaceae
Exons: 2
Coding region: 45-998 (317 amino acids)
Molecular function (GO): dioxygenase activity
Source: RefSeq, a predicted model, not a curated record
UAUUCUUCAAUUUCCUGAGUCACAAUCACGUCGCAUUUCUGCCAAUGAUCGUGCCCGUGAUCGACAUUUCUCCUUUCGUGAACGAACCCUCAAGCUCCAAAGCUCGCGAUGUAGUGGUGAGUCAAGUGGCUGACGCUUGUCGUUCCAUCGGCUUUCUGAUCAUCACCAACCACGGCAUCGCGUCGGAUACGAUCGCUCAGGCCUUCGAGGCUGCAAAGGGCUAUUUUGACCAACCUUUGGAUAUCAAGAAGAAGGUAUCCAUGACUCCAGACUAUCCUUAUGGCUACGAGAGUGCCGAGAUUCUGUCCAACUCAAUAGAGAAAGAUGAUGGCAAAAAGCUACCAGACUUAAAGGAGACGUUCCAAGUCUGCGUGGGUCCAAACGGACGAGAACCCCAUAUCCCAGCGCAAUGGCCGGAAGGACCCGAAGGCUUUAAAAACUCCAUGACGACGUAUUACCGCAGUGUUGAGAAACUCGCGGCAGUUAUGAUGCAGAUCUUUGCGUGCGCGUUGCAAUUACCCAGCGACUAUUUUGACAAGAAGAUCGACAACCACAUGUCGUCACUCAGGAUCCUGAACUACCCUCAUCAAGAAGAAGAACCCGGGACGACGCAGAUCCGAGCGUCAGCGCAUACAGACUACGGUAGUUUGACGAUCUUGGCGGUGGAUGACGCUCCUGGUGGACUACAAGUGAGAGAUCUACAGGGCGAGUGGCACGACGUCAAGGCUCCUGCCAACUCGUAUAUAGUCAAUCUUGGAGAUCUGAUGCAACAUUGGACCAACGAUCAAUGGCGCUCUACCAUGCAUCGCGUGAUUAAUCCACCAUCGGGCUGCAAAAACAACCGACGCCAGUCGAUCGCAUUCUUCCACAAUAUCAACGCAGAGACAGUUGUGGAGUGUAUUCCAACCUGCCAGUCGCCAGAGAACCCGGCGAAAUAUCCUCCAAUACUCGCAGGCGAAUACCUCAUGGCUAAGCAUAACGCAGCAAUGGGCAGCUAAGGCGUGAAGGUGACUACAUGUUAACUUUUUUUUCUUAUAAAAAAAAGCGUUCGCAAAAUUGCAACACAAAUAUUGGGUUAAAUGUAAUGCAAAAGUUGUGUCUUGUUGUUCCAAUAGCAA